AUGGAGGGACUCAGGUUGGUACCUUGUCCAGAUUAUCCAUCACUUUCACCAAGAGUCGUGGCCCGGAUGUGCGUAUCCAGAGGUGGAAAUGCUGCUUUAGGACAUCUGGAGGCGCCUCUUUUGACUCCCAUUUAUCCCGGUUCCGAGCCGGCCAGUCAAGGUGUUAUCGCCAGUUAUCAUGCUUUUCGACGCAUCCUCUCGUCGAGGAUUUUGGUGUCCACCAGUCCGAAGCCAUGA
This is a messenger RNA of Protopolystoma xenopodis, 237 nucleotides long. The record is from the annotation of a GenBank genome assembly. Lineage: Eukaryota; Metazoa; Platyhelminthes; Monogenea; Polystomatidea; Polystomatidae.